This is a messenger RNA of Prorocentrum cordatum, 4026 nucleotides long. Lineage: Eukaryota; Dinophyceae; Prorocentrales; Prorocentraceae. The record is from the annotation of a GenBank genome assembly.
CGUCCACCACGGAUUCGAGCACCGCGUCGCGGACCAGCACUACGGAAACUAGCAGCACCACGGUAUCUACCAUCAGUGAAUCGAGCACCACGUCCCAGACCAGCAGUACAGAAUCGAGCAGUUUCACAAGGUCGACCACAACGGUGUCGAGCACGACGUCCCGGACCAGCACUACGGUCACGAGCAGUACCACGUGGUCCACCACUACGGAGUCGACACCACGUCGUGGACGAGCACUACGGAAACGAGCAGUACCACGAUGUCGACCACGACGGAGUCCAGCACCAACUCGCAGACAAGCCGUACGGAAUCCAGCAGUUCCACCGCUUCCACUACAACGAGAUCUGUGAGCACGUCGCGAACAAGCAGUACGGAAACGAGCAGUACCACAUGGUCGACCACGACAGAAUCCAGCACCACGUCCCAGACCAGCACUACGGGAACGAGCACUACCACGGGUUCCACCAUUACGGAGUCGAGCACCACGUCCUGGACAAGCACUACGGAAACGAGCAGUACCACGGGGUCCACUUCCACGGAGUCGAGCAGUACCUCAGGGUCGUCCACCACGGAUUCGAGCACCGCGUCGCGGACCAGCACUACGGAAACUAGCAGCACCACGGUAUCUACCAUCAGUGAAUCGAGCACCACGUCCCAGACCAGCAGUACAGAAUCGAGCAGUUUCACAAGGUCGACCACAACGGUGUCGAGCACGACGUCCCGGACCAGCACUACGGUCACGAGCAGUACCACGUGGUCCACCACUACGGAGUCGAGCACCACGUCGGUGACGAGCACUACGGUCACGAGCAGUACCACGUGGUCCACCACUACGGAGUCGAGCACCACGUCGGUGACGAGCACUACGGAAACGAGCAGCACCACGAUGUCGACCACGACGGAGUCCAGCACCAUCUCGCAGACAAGCCGUACGGAAUCCAGCAGUUCCACCGCUUCCACUACAACGAGAUCUGUGAGCACGUCGCGAACAAGCAGUACGGAAACGAGCAGUAACACAUGGUCGACCACGACAGAAUCCAGCACCACGUCCCAGACCAGCACUACGGGAACGAGCACUACCACGGGUUCCACCAUUACGGAGUCGAGCACCACGUCCUGGACAAGCACUACGGAAACGAGCAGUACCACGUGGUCCACUUCCACGGAGUCGAGCAGUACCUCAGGGUCGUCCACCACGGAUUCGAGCACCGCGUCGCGGACCAGCACUACGGAAACUAGCAGCACCACGGUAUCUACCAUCAGUGAAUCGAGCACCACGUCCCAGACCAGCAGUACAGAAUCGAGCAGUUUCACAAGGUCGACCACAACGGUGUCGAGCACGACGUCCCGGACCAGCACUACGGUCACGAGCAGUACCACGUGGUCCACCACUACGGAGUCGAGCACCACGUCGUGGACGAGCACUACGGAAACAAGCAGUACCACGAUGUCGACCACGACGGAGUCCAGCACCAUCUCGCAGACCAGCAGUACGGAGUCCAGCAGUUCCACCGCUUCCACUACAACGAGAUCUGUGAGCACGUCGCGAACAAGCAGUACAGAAACGAGCAGUACCACAAGUUCGACCACGACGGAAUCCAGCACCGCGUCUCGGACCAGCACUACGGGAACGAGCACUACCACGUGGUCCACCAUUACGGAGUCGAGCACCACGUCCUGGACAAGCACUACGGCAACGAGCAGUACCACGGGGUCCACUUCCACGGAGUCGAGCAGUACCUCGGGGUCGUCCACCACGGAUUCGAGCACCACGUCGCGGACCAGCACUACGGAAACUAGCAGCACCACGGUAUCUACCAUCAGUGAAUCGAGCACCACGUCCCAGACCAGCAGUACAGAAUCGAGCAGUUUCACAAGGUCGACCACAACGGUGUCGAGCACGACGUCCCGGACCAGCACUACGGUCACGAGCAGUACCACGUGGUCCACCACUACGGAGUCGAGCACCACGUCGUGGACGAGCACUACGGAAACAAGCAGUACCACGAUGUCGACCACGACGGAGUCCAGCACCAACUCGCAGACAAGCCGUACGGAAUCCAGCAGUUCCACCGCUUCCACUACAACGAGAUCUGUGAGCACGUCGCGAACAAGCAGUACGGAAACGAGCAGUAACACAUGGUCGACCACGACAGAAUCCAGCUCCACGUCCCAGACCAGCACUACGGGAACGAGCACUACCACGGGUUCCACCAUUACGGAGUCGAGCACCACGUCCUGGACAAGCACUACGGCAACGAGCAGUACCACGGGGUCCACUUCCACGGAGUCGAGCAGUACCUCGGGGUCGUCCACCACGGAUUCGAGCACCGCGUCGCGGACCAGCACUACGGAAACUAGCAGCACCACGGUAUCUACCAUCAGUGAAUCGAGCACCACGUCCCAGACCAGCAGUACAGAAUCGAGCAGUUUCACAAGGUCGACCACAACGGUGUCGAGCACGACGUCCCGGACCAGCACUACGGUCACGAGCAGUACCACGUGGUCCACCACUACGGAGUCGAGCACCACGUCGUGGACGAGCACUACGGAAACAAGCAGUACCACGAUGUCGACCACGACGGAGUCCAGCACCAACUCGCAGACAAGCCGUACGGAAUCCAGCAGUUCCACCGCUUCCACUACAACGAGAUCUGUGAGCACGUCGCGAACAAGCAGUACGGAAACGAGCAGUACCACAUGGUCGACCACGACGGAAUCCAGCACCACGUCUCGGACCAGCAUUACGGGAACGAGCACUACCACGGCUUCCACCAUAACGGAGUCGAGCACCACGUCCUGGACAAGCACUACGGCAACGAGCAGUACCACGGGGUCCACUUCCACGGAGUCGAGCAGUACCUCGGGGUCGUCCACCACGGAUUCGAGCACCACGUCGCGGACCAGCAUUACGGAAACUAGCAGCACCACGGUAUCUACCAUCAGUGAAUCGAGCACCACGUCCCAGACCAGCAGUACAGAAUCGAGCAGUAUCACAGGGUCGACCACAACGGUGUCGAGCACGACGUCCCGGACCAGCACUACGGUCACGAGCAGUACCACAUGGUCCACCACUACGGAGUCGAGUACCAUGUCACGGACGAGCACUACGGAAACGAGCAGUUACACGGGGUCCACCACAACCGAAACGAGCAGCACCACGGCAUCCACCACUACGGCGUCCAGCUCCACGUCGUGGAGCAGCACAACGGCAUCGAGCAGUACUACGGUAUCCACCACCAGUCAAUCGAGCACGACGUCCCGAACCAGUGUCACGGAAACGAGCAGUACCACGGGGUCUACCACAACGAAGUCGAGCACCACGUCGCGGACCAGCAGUACGGAAACGAGCAGCACGACGAUGUCCAAGACUACGGAGUCUACCACCACAUCCCAGACCAGCACCACGGAAUCGAGCACCUUCACCGUGUCCAGCACAACGGAAUCUAGCACCACGUCGCGAACCAGCACUUCGGGAACGAGCAGCACCACGGGUUCCACCAUUACGGAGUCGAGCACCACGUCGCGAACCAGCGUUACAGACUCGAGCAUUACCACGAGUUCUUUCACCACGGAGUCUAGCACCACGUCGCGGACCAGCAGUACAGAAACAAGUAGUGCUACGGCGUCUACCACUACGGAGUCGAGCACGACGUCCCAGACCAGCAUUACGGAGUCGUCCAGCUCAACCGAGACGGCUUCCAGUUUGACCCACUCCAGUACGGUGACAAUAUCCAGCUGGACAGAGACGCUCAGCUCCACUGUAACGUUUCGCCCCCUCGAUCGUCGGAAAUCUGGGUCCCCGUAUCCCGAAACUGCUCCCGCAGCCGCUUCACGUCCUCCUUCGCCGGCGCCUACGGCACGCUAGCACUGUCGUCCAGCGGCCUCGUCAGCGCUUCUGGCGAGGCGCCUUCGCUUCCGCCGCCCUUUGCUCCCGACAGCGCCCGGUGCUCCGGAGGGGGAGGAGGAGUCUUCCAGCGCCCCCCGUCCCCGAAGCGUCAAGUCGGGCCUGUCCCUCUAUAGGCG